Funneliformis geosporum is the source of this 1420-nucleotide messenger RNA. The record is from the annotation of a GenBank genome assembly. Lineage: Eukaryota; Fungi; Glomeromycota; Glomeromycetes; Glomerales; Glomeraceae.
UUCCAAGUAUUCCAAAAGAUAUAACUGCUGAAGUAAUAAAAAAAUUAGUUCAGAGUCCUGGCCAACUUCCUAACAGAUCCGAUCUAGCAAACUUUCUUAACGAAAAUCCUCCAGUAAAAAUACCGCUUGCCCCUAUUCAUUUUUUCCAAUUUAAAACUGGAGAUCUGGAUGGCAUAACUGAGGAAGAACGAGAUAUAUAUUUUACACAAAAUACAGAUGAGGAAUGUACAUCACUUUUUUCAAAACUUUUUGGACAGUUAAUUUACCCUCCCUCAUAUGGAAAAAAUGAAGAUUCAUAUCAUGAUCUGUGGGAUAGUAUUAUUAAAAAUACGAUAGAGAUAUUUGGAAAGCAGAAUACUAGUUUGCCAACAUUGGAAUUUGAUCGUAAUACUAGCAAACGAACCACAACAGGUCGCAAUCGCCCAGACAUGGUUGUGUUAGUAAGAAAUGUUUGUCCUUUUCGAGGUGAAGAAAAGUCCCGGGAAGAUGCAGGAGAUCCUUCGAAAGAAUUAACCGAAAAAUUCAAAGGUUGGACUUAUGGAAAUGCUCCAUACCUCUUUGCAUACUAUGCUGUUGGAGUUCUUGUAACUUUUGUUACAUUGCAUAAGCCUAUAAAUAAGACGAGUAAUAAGAGAAAGCGAGGUGUUUAUUCUGAGCGAAUUGCAGAAUAUGAUUUGGGACGUUUGUCUGAUAGAAUUCGCGUUAUGAAUUUCCUUCGAAACAUCUUGAAUCUAUGCCCUCAAAGAGAUUCUCCAGACUUCGAAACAAAGAUUCGAUCAAAUGGAACUGUUAUUGAACUUGGGUAUGCGGUUACGAAAAAAUUUACAGACGAAGCACAAGUUAUUCAUCUAAAAGAAAUCUAUGGAAUGUUACAGGCAAAUAAUGUUAAAUUUUCCGAUAGAUUAGAAUAUUUAUCUAGACAUUCAGUUCAUUUGGUACCGCGCGGAGAACAACAAGAACCAAAUAAACUUAAAGAGUUACUUCAAGCGUUAAUUUGCAUAUUAACUUGUUUGAAGGGCAUGCAUUUAAGUAAACCAAAACCGAUAAUGCACAGGGAUGUUCGUUGGCCAAAUAUUAUUCGCCAUUACGAUGAAUACUUGAGAUUCAUUUUAAUCGAUUUUGACUAUGCUACAUUUUCCCCAGCUGAUAUGCCUUUGGAAGAAUUUUCUGAAAGUGAUCAUGCUCCUGAAAUGCUAAUUAAAAAACAUAAUUUUAAGGUUGAUAUAUGGGGUGUUGGGAAUUUAGUUGCUUCAUGUUACAUUUCAGGUAUUCCUCAAGAACUUGUAAGCUUUAGUGCGAAUUUGUGUAAUGAAUCUCCAAAGAAUCGACCAACUGCUUCAGAUGCUCUCGAUCGGGCAAAAAAAAUGUUUAGAGAGUGGUUUACAAAUGAUGAUUGGCUGGAAAGGAUCGUUGAAACCGC